CAGUCAGUCAGUCCCUCCUCCCUCUCCUGUGGGUGGGGUUUCCGUUUCCGGCCGGUGCUGUCCCCAAGGCAGCGGCUGUGGUGUUUCUCGGCGGCGGCGCCUCAGCGGGGAGCGAGGCCUGACUGCCGCCCCCGACUCGGCCAUGGCGCGGAGCUCGCUCUCCUCGCGCUUCCGCCGCCUUGACAUCGACCAGUUCGACGAGAACCGCUUCGUGGAGGAGCCCGACGGCGCUGACGCGGGAAGCGGGGCCGGCGCGGCGGAGACCGAGGGAGGGGCCAGCCCGGAGGUGGAGGCGGCGCUGCGGCAAGGCGACAUGCUCCGAGCAUUCCAUGCAGCUUUACAGAAUUCUCCAGUCAACACAAAGAACCAGGUAGCAAAGGAGCGGGCACAGGAAGUGGUGUUGAAGGUUCUGACCUCUUUUAGAGGCAGCGAGAUUGAGCAGGCGGUGAACUCCUUAGACAGCAAUGGCAUUGACUUAUUAAUGAAGUACAUUUAUAAAGGAUUUGAAAAGCCAACAGAAAACAGCAGUGCAAUACUUCUCCAGUGGCACGAAAAGGCAUUAGCAGUAGGUGGACUAGGCUCGAUAGUCAGAGUCCUGACUGCACGAAAGACUGUUUAAAAGACUUAAGUUCAUUUGAACUGAGACACCAAGAACUCCUUUGGAGUCCGGAGGAGGAACUUGCUAUGCUGACACUUCGGCCCACCCUUCUGGGAACCACAAUCUACUGAAAUACUGUAUGUGUGUGCUGGAGGGUGUGUGUCUCCUUCCUCCUGGAACAGCGUCCUUUUAACCGUAGAGGUGGUGGUGGGGUGGGACAGGUUUUGUGUUCAUGUUUUCCGACUAUCAAGUGCAGGAGUUUUUUGGGGGGGGGGCAGGGCGGCACUUGUGCAUUUGCCUCCAGAACAGCCUCUGCUCUGGCCAAGUAAGUGUGGGUGAUUGAAACUUUAAUUUAAAUUUAACGAUUUUUUUGGGGGGGGGAGUGUUUUUGCGCCAGGGGUUAGUUGUGACGUCAGAUGCAAAACAAGGAGCCUGGUUUUGGGGUUGGAAAAGGUUUUUUUCUUAUGCAAGAGAGCUUUUUGUACAUAGUUACGAAUAGGUGGGCAAUGUAUGGAGUUGGUUUCAUGUAAAGUGCCUGCUGCUCUUUCAAAAUAAAGUUCUUGGAUGGCUAGAA
Rhineura floridana is the source of this 1172-nucleotide messenger RNA. RefSeq names its product actin related protein 2/3 complex subunit 5 like (gene ARPC5L). Gene Ontology annotation, molecular function: actin filament binding. Lineage: Eukaryota; Metazoa; Chordata; Lepidosauria; Squamata; Rhineuridae. The transcript has 4 exons. Gene Ontology annotation, biological process: cell migration; Arp2/3 complex-mediated actin nucleation; regulation of actin filament polymerization. The record is from RefSeq and is a predicted model, not a curated record. Bases 143 to 619 code for a protein of 158 amino acids. Gene Ontology annotation, cellular component: cytoplasm; Arp2/3 protein complex; actin cytoskeleton.